Messenger RNA from Vitrella brassicaformis, 609 nucleotides. Lineage: Eukaryota; Vitrellaceae. The record is from the annotation of a GenBank genome assembly.
GUCUAGUUCUCCUCGUAGGCGGCCGCAUAGCCUGCUGCCUUUCGAAACUCUGCAGCCAGCGCCGCAAGGGCUUGCUCCUCAGGUUGCAAGACACGGCCAUCCUCUGCAUCAUCCUCGUUGCCACCCUCCUUACUCUGGUCAUCUGCCGUGGUCGGCUGUCUUCGUGUUGCGCCUGUGUCGAUUGAAGUCAGUGUCUCUCGUGUCACUUCGUCAUUCCCCUCAGCCUUCGUCUCGCCGUUGAGGUCAAGGUGUCGUUGUCCGCUUUGCGGGUGACUAAAGGAGAGGGUGGGCUGCGGUGAGAGAGACAGAUGCUCAGAUAUGGUAAGGCACGGGUCGUCCCCAUCCACUUGGGGCAGUCUCACGCCCUCCUCAAGAGGGCAGGGCGCAGGGGGGUCCGACAUGGACGGAUGUGCAGCAGGGGGAUCAAUCGCAGCCAAAUAAAUUGCCUGCCGUGAAGACGGGACACGUAAGAAUGCACAUGAGGGCAGCCCUUCACUCGUACCGUUGACGUGUCCCAAGCGUCCUGGGGUUGCAAUCUGGCACGAAAGUUCCAGCAGAAGGAGGCAGCGCCAAGCAGCUUGUUAAUGUCGUAGUGGCCACACAGAAGAG